AAAACGGCAAGCAACAACCGCCAACAAAAGAUAAAAUCGCCAUCUUUGUUUAGAAUUGAAACGUGAGUCGGCGUCCCUUGUGAAGAAGAUUCAACAAUUUGACUGCAUUUUUUCAAAAAUGAACCCGAACGAGAAUCACGAAGUUAAUUAUCUGAGCCAAUGGCUUUCGACUUUAUUGAGGCAAAUUACAGCGAUCGGAAGCCAUGAGCAGCGGAGAAUAAUAGUCGCAAAGCUUGCAGAAAUUAAAAAUUUCGGAUCUCUCCAAGUACUGUCGACAGACAACCCACUAAGGCCUUUAGUGAUUUCUAAUCUUGUAUCUGAACUUAAAAAUCUCGCUGCGAAAGAAAAAGCGACUGACCUAUUCACAUUAAAACAAUCGACUGAUUUCUGUGCACUGAAUCCCAAGAAUUAUCCUAUGUGCACGAGACUUCUAGAAAUCUUCAAACAGCAAAUAAGAAAGUUGGUGGAAUUCCUAUUUGAUACAAAACUGGAGGGCAUGGUCUCUAUGACCGCCUCCAAAUUCUCAUAUAGAGAUUUUUUACUGACUCACGAUGACCAAGUGGAAGAUAGAGGUGUGGCUUUCAUCUUGUACCUUGAAGAUUGGCACAAACGAAAUGGUGGUACUCUCGAUUUCCGCUCGCAUGACGAAAGUGGGAACGCUGAUGCUGUUUCAUUUUCUAUCAUUCCCGCCAAGAAUCGACUUACCCUUUUUGCUGUCAACGAAUUAUCCCAUCAUCAGGUCAACGAAGUACUGGGCAAAGAUUUACCACGCCUUGCCAUCAGUGGAUGGUUCCACACUGGUAGAGAACACACAGUAGUCCCAAGCAGAUGUCCUGCCAGAAUGCCUGCUCUCAACCCAGUUCUCGUCAAUCAGCCACUCUGUCCUCUCAUGUUUCAGUCAGAUUACAAAUACCUUGCACGAGAUGUGCAAUUCUAUCUUGUACAUGCCGAAGAAAUACAUAAAAGAAUAAUGGAGCAUCGAUGCAUGCUCCUGUAUCCGUUCUUGUCUGCAGAGUGGUAUGAAAUGAUUGCGUUAGAACUUCAGUCCGAUGAGAUUGAAUGGAAACCGGUGGGGUCAGCUUCCAGAAGACAUUAUGAAACCGCGCAAAUGACGCGGAGAAAGAUUGCCGGUUGUCCCAAUACAAGCAAGCUAUUGGCAGAUUUGCAAGGAACCAGUUUCCUUAAGCUUCUAUCUACCUUCGUUAUGAGAAAGCUGGACAAUGCAGUUAAAGAGGACGUAACUGUAUCGACUGAAGUGAUGAGAAUCUCAGGAGGGGACUACAUCCUAGUCACAGAUGACAAAAUGCCCAGCAAAACCAGCGUCGAUGUUUGGCUUUUCUUCGCAACUGAACAUCUCGAAGAUACACAAGGUGGAGAUAUAGGUUACUCCAAACCCUCAGAAAAUAGGGGUGUGAUGUUAUGUACGAGGCCAAAACCGAAAAGCGCUUUCAUAGUUCCUCGUGACUGUAAAAUGCGUCCAUGUAUGGAGUAUGUGACAAAAACCGUCAACAAAUCGCACUAUGUCAUUAAAAUCUCUUUCGCCGUCAACUUCAAAGAUGAAGAUUUUCUCGAAAAACUGACACAGCCACCUGGUGUUAUCUGCGGAGACAUAGAAAAGUUUCUUGCUGUUGAAGGUCUCAACGAAGCUAUCCACUACAUGGAAAUUGACAACAAUGCAGAGCAGCCGGCGGCCAUGGAAAACAAUGCAGAGCAGCCGGCGGCCAUGGAAACCUCUGAAGAAGCCGCCCAACAAGAGGGUGACAACGAAGAAGCCGCCCAACAAGAGGGUGACAACGACGAGGCCGCCCAACAAGAGGGUGACAACGAAGAGGAGGGUAUGGAACAAGCCAUUGACGAAGAUGAGGCUAACGGAAAUGAAGAUAUCGAACAGGAAAAUGACGGAGAGGAAGAAAAUGAUCCGAAAGAUGAUGACAACAAUGACGAUGAAGAGAAGGAAGAGCAAAACAGCGACAACAAUGACGAUGAAGAGAAGGAAGAGCAAAACAGCGAUGAUGAUGAAGAGAAGGAAGAGCAAAACAGCGACAACAAUGACGAUGAAGAGAAGGAAGAGCAAAACAGCGAUGAUGAUGAAGAGGAAGACAGCGAUGAUGAUGAUGACGACAGCGAAGACAAAGAAAAAGACGAGGGAGACAGCGAAGAUGAAGAUCUUCCGGAUCCAAAACGUAUCAGAACUGAGUAAUUUCUUUCCCUUCGGAUAAACAAGCUUGUCUUUGCAUAUAUAUAUGUAUAUAUAUAUGUCUAUUAAUCUAUGUUGCUUUUGUUGUUGAGCUAUUGUAGUAUAUGUGGAAUAGUAUCUAUAUUGUAGUAUCUUCUUGUAGGUCACUAUGAUCUUGAACUAUCAUUAUUUAGUCACUUGAUCUUAUUAAGCUGCUAAUUCUGUUGAAAUGCUUGCUAUAAAUUACCAAUAUUUCAUGGACGCGUUUCAAACAAUUUUCAUUUGUAACGCUUUGAGAUUUGGCUUUCGGAAACACUAAGAUGUAGGGGGGGGAUAUUGUGGAAUGAGUGAAGAGGAGGGAUACUGUGAGGUGAAGUAGCUUUUAGCAUUAAUGGUCAUAUUUAUUGAUAAGGGAAAGUUGUAAUGUUUAUGAAUUUACAAUAAUUAUUAGCAUUUAAAGAUAUGAAUGAAUAGUUAUUUUUUAAACAUUUUCAGCUAUUUCAAUUACUCCGCCUCUCAAUUACUACUGUAGUACUUGAGCAACGAUUAGUCCAUUCCUAUAAAUUUUAAUAUCUUAUUAUGAAUGUUAUGGGAUAGUUCAAUCUUUAUAAAUUUGAAGGUUUACAGACAAAUAUUUGAAACGCGUUCAUAUGCAAGUAGCAGCUGCAGCAAGCAUUUAUUUGUGUUCAUAUUUAACCAAAAAUUAAAUAAUUUAUCAGAUGAUAUUUAGUUUUAUUCAGUUUGUGCUCAUUUCAUUGUGACCAAGAAGUCUGAUUAUCGAGACUGAUUUACCAAGGUCUAGAAAUGGUAAUAGUUUAUGGUAGUCAUAUUUUAUAAGAACAAGGAUCUAUCAAUUUUGAGUUCCUUUCGUAGAUUAGGCUUUGAUAAAUUUUCUAUCUAAGAAUACUAUUAUUUUAUGGUACUGUGUCAUUACCUUUUCAUAUUGUGAUAUAUUAUCCUAAGGAUGUAUUAUGGUGGAGAAUGGAUCGAGAGUGAUCAGAACAUACUUGGGUUACUGGUGGUGCUUUAGCAUAGUUUUCUUGGUCGAAAACUGAAUGUUUAAUUGAAUGUUUUUCAAAAAAACUUGUUAACAUGUUACAAAUCAACUGAAAGUCUAUUUUGAAUCAACUUGUUAACAUGUUACAAAUCAAUUGAAUGUUUAUCUAAAAUCAACUUGUUAACAGUCAUGUUACAAAUUCAAUUGAAAGUUUAUCUUAAAUCAGCUUGUUAACAUGUUACAAACCAAUUGAAAGUUUAUCUAAAAUCAACUUGUAAACAUGUUGCAAAUCAAUUGAAAGUUCGUUUUUAAUCAAUUGGUUAACAUGCUACAAAUCAAUCGAAUGUUUAUUUUGAAUCAACUUGAUGCUGAAAAUCGAUUGAAUGUUUGUCUAGUUAACGUCUAGUCUUCUAGGACGUAGUUUUGUAGUUUCCUGUUAGAACCAUAGGUUGAUCCAUCGUAGUUUGAUGUAAGAGAAAUGUAUAUGCUCACUAAACGUUUUCAGUAUUCAUCAUGGAUGAUCUACCAGUUCGAUCAAUCUGUAUUUAGUAUUAUAUAAUUUCUAAGACGCUGUAAAAUAUUCCAUACCGGUUAAGUUUAAAGUAAGGUUGAUAUUUGUUACUUUAAAUUAGUAUUAUACAUCUUAUUCCUUUUAGGUGUUUGUAAAGGUUUUCUUAAUAAAAUUAACAGAAACUCAUAUCUUAAAAUAACUUAUUUGAGACUUUCCAUGAUUUAGUCAACAGAAACCUAUUUUAAACACACAACAUUGAAAACUUUACAUGCUACUGGUUGUUUGAAUCUACAUGUUUGUCAAGAUGUAAUAAAAUUUUUCUGUAAAAAA
This is a messenger RNA of Nilaparvata lugens (brown planthopper), 4014 nucleotides long. Its product is annotated as prolyl 3-hydroxylase sudestada1. Lineage: Eukaryota; Metazoa; Arthropoda; Insecta; Hemiptera; Delphacidae. Bases 119 to 2200 code for a protein of 693 amino acids. Gene Ontology annotation, molecular function: iron ion binding; L-ascorbic acid binding; peptidyl-proline dioxygenase activity. Gene Ontology annotation, cellular component: cytoplasm. Gene Ontology annotation, biological process: peptidyl-proline hydroxylation; regulation of translational termination. The record is from RefSeq and is a predicted model, not a curated record. The transcript is spliced from 10 exons.